Molecule: messenger RNA, 633 nt
Organism: Mizuhopecten yessoensis (Yesso scallop)
Lineage: Eukaryota; Metazoa; Mollusca; Bivalvia; Pectinida; Pectinidae
Product: cytoplasmic phosphatidylinositol transfer protein 1-like
Exons: 8
Coding region: 142-633 (163 amino acids)
Biological process (GO): phospholipid transport
Cellular component (GO): cytoplasm
Molecular function (GO): phosphatidylinositol transfer activity; phosphatidylinositol binding
Source: RefSeq, a predicted model, not a curated record
CCGAGCUCAUAUUCUGGGAGGUUGAAGGAUGACCGAGUACAAGUGAAGGGGUGAUGUGGACAUAGAAAAUUUAGGCAGCUGUUUGACUCAAGAAAUCGGCCCAGACAAUGUUAUAGACAGGGAUUUCAAGUAUCUGCGACAAUGUAUUUGAAGGAAUAUCGUGUGUGCAUGCCUUUAAGUGUGAAGGAGUACCAGAUUGGCCAGCUGUACAUGAUAGCCAAGCACAGCCAUGAACAAAGUGAGAAUGGUGAGGGAGUAGAGGUGGUCACCAAUGAACCCUGUGAACACGAAAAACAUGGAAAAGGACAAUUUACAGAAAAAAGAAUCCAUUUGUCUAAUCGUUUACCAACCUGGAUCCGAUCUCUCAUUCCAAGGAUUUUCUACAUAACAGAGAAGGCCUGGAACUAUUAUCCCUACACUAUAACAGAAUACACUUGCUCAUUUAUGCCACUCUUUUCAAUCUACAUCGAGACAAAGUACAAAGACGACAAUGGUUGUUCAGAAAAUGUGUUCAGUAUACAUGUAGUGUUCUGUGUAGUAGGUGUGAUUACCUGUCUACAGGUGUUCUGUGUAGUAAGAGUGAUAACCUGCUUACAGGUGUUCUGUAUAGUGUUCUGUGAAGUAUUAGUGUAA